GAUUAUGUGAAUUGUGUAACAGCAUUAGGUGGUGACAAAUCAUACAUGUCACAGAUGCUAGAAGUUUUAUUUAAGUAAGCAAAUAUAAAUCAAUACUUAAAGCUAUAAUGUGUAAUUUACAUUAAUACCAAGAUUUUUAGCCAAUAUUGGAGGAGGAUUAUAAUUGAUUGGCCAUGAAAAAGUCAUACAGGAAAUCUAGACACUUAAUAUAUUUUUUGACUUAUAAGGACCUUUACAUAUUGAAGUAAAUUUGAAAAAAUGUAUGUCAGAUUGAUUCACUUAUUCAGGAAAACUAAGAGAUAAACAAUGUAUGUCUGCUGAUUUUAUUCAAAGGCUAAAUGAGCCAGAAAAUGCAGAGAUUUUGCCACCUGUAAUAAAUAUAAUCUCAAAAGGAAUGAUUAGGAUUUAUAUGUACAUGUACAAUGUAUAUGAUAUAUGAAUUGUAUACAAGGAAAACUAGAGAAAAAAAGAUGGAAAUGUUCACAUUUGUAUAUUAUUGACUUAUAGACAAUUUAACAUUAAUUAUCUUAGAAAAUAUUCUGUAAUAUGGAUUUCCACUAUUAAAUUCUGAAACAGAUGCUGUAUAUUUCGAUUUCUAUCACGUAAAGCUGAUUGAUUAAAUUUAUUCACAAAAAAACAACAGAAAUUGUAAAAGAAAAAUGAAAAAAAAACAGUAUUUGUUAGUUCCUUUUGUAUUGCUUUCUACUUCUCAGGAACUAGCUAUAGACCAUGUUGUUUUUUAUGGAUAGAGUUAAGCUUAAUAAAAGCAGGUUGACUUGAGAUUUUCAUUUAGAAACCAGUGUCCUAAUGAAGAUUAUAAAACCAUUGAUUAAUCUAGGGAAAAACAAUGUGUAUUCAGUUUCAAUAUUGAUGGAAUUAUUAUUCUGUAAAACUCAAAAUGAAAAAAAAAGAUUGCAUUAACUUCAGCCAGAUUUAAUGAUUCACAGGAAGCUAGAAGUACACAAAUUGUGGUCAAACUGGAAUGUAUAGUGUUUGUUGUUGAAAUUUUUUUUGGGGGGGAUAUUGAUAAAAUAUGUGAAUACUCAUGUUCUUCAAUUUCGGCAUGUUUGGAAAAAUUUGUGGAGUUUAUAUGAAAGCAAUAAUUAAUUCUGAUUCAUUUGUAAACAGCCAGGAAUGGACAUUGAGCAGAUCAGUACCAGACCUCAAAUUGGGAAUUUUAGGCAGUGUUCACAGUGGGAAGUCAGCAUUGGUGCAUCGAUAUCUAACUGGUUCCUACAUGCAAGAAGAAUCUCCAGAAGGUGGUCGUUUCAAAAAGGAAGUAAUAAUAGAUGGUCAGAGUUACCUACUUUUGAUAAGGGAUGAAGGAGGAUCACCUGAAAUGCAGUUUACACACUGGGUUGAUGCUGUGAUAUUUGUGUUCAGUCUGGAGAAUGAGAUGAGUUUCCAAACAGUGUACAGUUAUUUUGCCAAAAUGGCCCAUUACCGCAAUGCUGCAGAAAUCCCUUUAAUACUAGUUGGCACUCAAGAUGCAAUCAGUGAAAGCAAUCCCCGUGUUAUAGAUGAUACCAGAGCCAGAAAACUCGCCAAUGACCUUAAAAGAUGUUCAUAUUAUGAGACAUGUGCAACAUAUGGUUUGAAUGUUGAGAGAGUGUUUCAAGAUGCUUGCCAGAGAAUAGUCCAAACUCGUUACCCAUCGCUUUCAUCAUCACCAAUGCCAAGUGUUCCUAUGACCCCAGUUCAUUCUCAUAGAGCAUACUUCAUAUCGCAAUCAAAUGCUAGCAAACCAUUCGAUACACACAGUACCAGUAGUCAGUCUACAUCAAGUUCUGGUACCCUUGUCACAGUAACACCUACCAGCAGUACCAGUAGUAUUGUACAGAGCCAAAGUAACUUAAAAGAAGAAAAAAGUAAGGAAAAAGAAGGAAAGUCAGAGAAGCAAGAGAAAAGUGAUAGAAAGAAAGAAAAACAAAUGAAGCAAGAACAGAAUCAGUUAGAUGAGGCUGACAGAUGGGAAAUUAAUGAUAUAUCUACCUCUACACCACUAUCCUCACGUAAAAACAAGAAAAUGUCUGUUAUACAGAAGUCCAAUUCAUUCAGUGGAGCAACAGAGCUGCGACAACAGACACUGAAUCCUUCCACUACCACACCUAUUUUGAGUCGGAAAAAUUCAAAGUUUUUAAAAUCAUCUUUCCUAAGUGACAAACUGGAUAAGUAUAUGAUGGAAUUACAUAUCCAUGAAAAUUCUCCUUUCACUCCACUUCUGAAUCGAAUGACUCGUGUACGAUCCAGUCUGGUUCUAGAUAAAUCUGAUUCCAAAGAUCUGCCAACACCAAGCAGUACACCGACCCAGAGUCGGAAAAAUAGACGAAGAUCCAACUUGUUUAAUAAUCCGAAAGGAAAGGAAGAAGAAAAGAAAGUUCCAGAAGGAGAGAAAGUGGGGAGUGGUAGAGCUAUUCCAUUGAAGCAAGGCUACUUAUAUAAGAAGAGUCAUGGCUUAAACAAGGAAUGGAAAAAGAAAUAUGUUACACUGAGUGAUGAUGGGAAAUUGUCUUAUCAUCCAAGUCUGCAUGAUUAUAUGGAUGAUAUUCAUAAGAAAGAGAUAACAUUGAUGCAUACCACAGUAAAAAUUCCUGGAUUACGACCAAGGACAACAAAAACCAUCCCAAAUUAUCCAGCUCAGCAUCCAAACCAAGAGGCUAAUGGAAGUAUAAAAGGAAAAUCAAACAAAGAUAAAGAGAAUGUACAGCUAACAGGCUUUGAUGUAGUUAAACAACGUCAUUCUUCAAACUCUGAUAACAAUUUUACUCAGCCACAAGUUAUUCCAAAUGGCGAUAGUUUGAAGCUGGGUGUCAAUGGUAGCAGUGUGGGUUCAAAAAUAGAGACACCAAAUGUAAAGAAACGACAUCGGAGAGCGAAAAGUGGUGGUAUUAAAAAUUUUGGUCCAGGAGAUGGUGAAGAUUCAGAUGGCUAUGAAUUUAUGAUUAUCUCGUUAGAAAAUAAGCAAUGGCAUUUUGAAGCUACUGAUUGUAAUGAACGUGAUGAAUGGGUAAAUGCAAUAGAACAGCAAAUACUCAACUGUCUACAGGGCAAUGAAAGUAGUAAAUCCAAGAAACAUUUAACAGCUGAUCCUGCUGGUGUACAGACUAUUCGGGGGGUUCGUGGAAAUAAUGUCUGUGCUGACUGUGGGACAGCCAACCCAGAUUGGUCUAGUCUUAAUUUGGGUACUUUAAUCUGUAUAGAAUGCUCAGGGAUCCACAGAAAUUUGGGAACACAUUUAUCUAGAGUUAGAUCUUUAGAUUUAGAUGAAUGGCCACCUGAUCUUCAGAGAGUAAUGAUGUCCAUAGGGAACAGUACAGCAAACAGUGUUUGGGAGGCUAAUAUUAAAGGUCGACCAAAAGUUAUACCAUCCUCAUCAAGAGAAGAAAAAGAAAGAUGGAUAAGAUGUAAAUACGAAUCUAAAGAAUUUCUGCCACCAGCUCCUUAUGUAGAUAUUCCUUUAAAUCAGCAAUUAAUAGAUGCGUUAGUACGUGAAGAUAUACGAAACAUAAUACUGGUAUUAGGACAUAGUCAUUCAGAUGAUAUCAACUCUCCAUAUAGUAAAGAUGAUGGAAGGACAGCACUACACAUUGCUGCAGCCUUAGGAAAUGUGGUGUUUGUACAAUUACUUUUGUGGUAUAGUGCCAAUGUGAAAGUUGUUGAUCAUGAAGGUAGAAAUGCAUUAUGGUAUGCCAAGAGUUCUGGAUCAUCAGAAUGUGUUGAACUAUUAACAACAAAUGGAUGUCCUGAAAAUCCAACACUGCCACGGAGACGAACUAGUGUUCAAGCAGGAAAAAAUGAUGUUUUUGAAAAAUUACCUGCCAGUGUUAUUUGAUUUGUUAUAGUGUUUGUUAGGCUUACUCAAUUAUAAACAAUCAUAAAGUGCUGUGAUGGGGAAUUUGUCAUUUAAUUAUACAUUAACCCUGAGACUGUCAAUGUAAAAAUUCUUUCUUUAAGAAAUCUCAUUUUUGUCUUGGAAGCGAGACAUAGCAAUCAUAUAUUCUAUUGUUGGAGGGUCAACAUUUAGGUUAGUCUGUGGUUAAAUUUUUUGUUUAAACAAAUAAUUGGUAAAAAAUGUAUACAAGCUAGUUAGCUUUAUAAACAUAAUAUUGGAUGAAAUAUAAGAUAAUUUCUGUAACUUUAUUGAAAAUAGUUCUUAAGGAAAGGGAAUAACAAAUGAACUAAAUGUCAAGGAAUAUUCUUAUAAAAGUCAUCUUGUAUACUGAUAUAUACAAGGAAAUCUUUCUUCAUUAAAUUAAGGGUGUGAUUACAGAUGCUUUAUUCGAGAGCAACACCUAGUAGGGAUUUUGUGAUAAAUGCAACAUUUUUCUACAAAACAUUAAUGUAUAAAUGUUCAUUCAGGAUUUUAUGUUUAAAUAUAUCACUUUCUUUGUGAAAUGACUUACUGGACAUGCCUAGAAAUUCAUUACAAAAAAAUCUAAAGGUAGAAACUAUACUUUCAACGGAUUAAGUCUAAGAAUUGGCUAUUUUGUAUCUAAUUAGUUUAAACUUAAUAUCUUGGGAUGAAUAAAGGAAUAAUAAUACAUUUUGAUUUUCAGGGUUGAUGUAUGAUUAAAUUAUAUAGUCCUAUAGUAUUAUAUGAUUUGUCAGGGGUCAGUGCAAAAUUGUGCAAUUAUCUAUUGAAAGGUUGUAUAGUUAUUCAUUUAUUUAUUAUCAUUAAUUGCUCAUAAGUUGAGAUUUCAUUUGUUCAUUUGUGGAGAAGAACUUAGCUUGUUUCAUAAAACUCUUUGUAAAAUUAAUCAUUCAACUCUGAACGUGUUAUGUGCAAUUUAGUUUUGAAAUUUUAACCAGCAAAACAACAAUUUCUGUAAUAUUUUACAAUAAUGUGCAUGUUGCAUUUGUUAUUAGAUAUUUAGAUUAUUAUCAUAUGCAUUGUUUAAGGUUACCGGUUAUUGACAAAGAGUCUGCACUCAUGUUUAUAUUAACACGCUAUGUUUGAGUUGGGGAUAAGAAACCAUGGAUAUGUUUUGUUUUACUUUUACUGAAAUUUCACUUGGAGCUUACUAAUACUGUAUAACAAGUCACUUGGAUCUCUUGUUUCUUUAGAAAUUAUAGUUCUGUGAAAGUUCAAAUGGUUAUAAAGAAUAUCAGUUUAAAUGGGACCAAAGCAUACACAAUCAUACAUGCUGAGUACAGCUAUGUAGUCCAAAGUUAGAUAAAAAGGCUAGUUGAGUCAUAUAUAUAUAUCAAUGAGUAUCAGUAAUAAGAUAUCGGAUAUUAACCACAAAGGAGAAGGUAUGAUAAGGCCACUUUCAAGGCCCUUUGAAUUCAAAAAUUAAAAGAGGAUUAUAAAUCUAUCAAAAAAUAUCAUUCAAAUGUUCACAAGACAUUAGUUUGCUAGAUAUCAAUCUAAUUAAAAACCUAUAUUGCAUCGCUCCCGUUAUCUGAUAAGUCUUCAUGCAAAAUAUAAGAAAACAGGAGUCAUAUGAGAUCAGCUUUUGAUUAGAUUGGUCAAAUAUCAUUAUGUAUAUCAAAUUGUGUCUUGCAUGUUUGUUUUAGGCUUCAAAUUUCUUCCAUUUGAUGCAACAAAGCAAAAACUGCAAAAUGGUCCUCAUUUUUAGCUCACCUGACCUAUAGGCCAUGUAAGCUUUUGCCAUCACUAGGUGUUCGCCAACAUAGUCUGCAUCUUUUGUCCUAAACUUUUUUAUGCCCCCGCCAUAGCAGAGGGGACAUUAAGUUUUACCCUUGUCGAUCUGUACGUCCGUCCGUCCCAAAAUUGGUUUCAGUUCUCUAACUUUAGUUUGCCUCAACGAAAUGUUAUAAGUCUUAUACUCAAUGCUUAUUACCACAAAACACAGAUCCAGAUUGAAUUUUGGUGGCGUUUCUUUUACAGUUCUAGAGUAUUGCCCCUUUACAAAGGAAAAAUUGCUGAAUUUUUCGUUUUCCUUCUCUAACUUUAGUUUGCCUUAACCAAAAGUUAUGAAACUUAUACACAAUGCUUAUUACCACAUAAUUUCGAUCAAGUUUGAAUUUGGAUGGCGUCACUUUUAUCAUUCUAGAGUAAUGCCCCUUUACAAAUGGAAAAUUUGCUGAAGUUUUAGUUUCCGUUCUCUUACUUAAGUUUGCCUCAACCAAAUGUUAUGAAACUUAUACACAAUGCUUAUUACCACAUAACACAGAUCAGGUUUGAAUUUUGGUGUCGUCACUUUUACUGUUCUAGAGUUAUGCCCUUUACAAAUAGAAAAAUUGCUGAAUUUUUCGUUUUCAUUCUCUUGAGUUUGCCUUAACCAAAUUUUUAUGAAACUUAUACACAAUGCUUAUUACCACAAAACUCAGAUCAAGUACAAAUUUGGGUAGUGUCACUUUUACCGUUCUUGAGUUAUGUCCCUUUAUAACGUUAUAUGCAAGCGAGGGCAUCAUCUGUGUCCAUGGGACACAUUCCCCAUUUAUUUAAAAAAUCUAUUAAAAUAUUACCAAACUUUGCUUGAAUGUUGCUUAUAGUAUCUAGUUUAAAAGUUGUAUCUGGGGAUUUCAUCUAUCAAUAAACAUGGCCGCUGUUUCUAAAAAUAUAACAUGUGGUAAAAUACAAUUUUUGGCUCACAUCUCAAAAACUAAAGCAGUUAGAACUAAACUUACUGGAUAAAAAUGAACAGCACGUCAUAGUCUUAUCUUCAUUCAAAUUUUCAGAAAAAUCCAAUAACCAAUUUUGCAGUUAUUGCCCUUGAAAUGUCAUUUUUUUUUAUUUCACAGUUUUUGGUAUAUAGCUUAAAAACUAAAACAGCAAGAGCAAAAUUGUUAGAGUAUAAUCAAUGUCUAUCUCCUGUGUUUUAGUUUCAGAAAAAAUAGGAUAAUUGAAUUUGGAGUAAUUGCCCCUGAAAUGAGUAUUUUUGGCAAAUUUUGAUGUUUUUGGUUAUUAUCUUGAAACUUUAAUAGAAAUAAAUUUUAAACAAUAAAAAUUACCUGAACGAUAAGAUCUACAAAAAGUCAGCAUAGGAGAAAUCACCAAUUGAUGCCUUAUAGGAGUUAUUGACCUUGAAAGACAGUUUUUACCCACAGUAGAUAGAGAGAAACUAUGAAUAACAAAAAGUUCAACACAAUAAGAUCUACAAGUAGAUCAACAUGGCUGAAAUUGUUAAUUGACUCCUUAUAGGAGUUAUUUCUACUGAAUGAUGAUUUUUACCCAUUUUUUGCAUUUUUGUCCAAAUAUUAAAAGAAAAUCGAGAGAAACUUGAAAAAGCUAAAUAAAAUCUAUAAAAAAGUCAAUGUGGCCAAAUUGAUAGUUUGUAUAAAGAAUGUAUUUUCCUUAAAUAACCAUUUUUUGUUAUUUUUUUCCAAUUAUCUUCAAAACUUUAAUAGAUAGAUCACCAAUACAAUAUGUGCAAAAAUAUCAGUAAAUAAGAUUUACAAAUAAGAAAAACAACUGAUUGCAGUAAAGGUAAAAAUGAAUAUCAAAAUGACAUAUUUUUACCAGGUGAGCAAUACAGGUCCUUGGGAGCCUCUUUUUUUUAUCUUGAUGUUUUGACAUGAGCUAUUAAGACCUUACCCAAAAUUAAUUUUGCUUCAAGAUGUCUAAUUCUAAUGUGUAUGCAUGAUUUUGAAAGGAUAGAAAAAAUUCCUGUUUUUUGCAAAUUCAGGGGCCAAAUUGUGGCUCUUAUUAAAUAUUCUCUUUUAUUGCUGAAUCACUUUCGAAAAUAACAUUAAAUUUGUAAAACAUAAACAAAAUAGUCAAGUUACAUUAGAAUGCAUUUAGAAGAAAGACACCUUUAGAAAAAGACUAGAUCUGACAAAUCAUAUAAAUAUAUAAUAUUAACAGUUUUACUGCAUAUCUUUAAUGUGAUUUUAUCUAAUUUUUAUACGACCGCAAAAAUUAAAAAUUUUUUGGUCGUAUAUUGGUAUGACGUUGGCGUCGUCGUCGUCCGAAGACACAUUGGUUUUCGCACUCUAACUUUAGUUUAAGUGAAUGGAUCUCCAUGAAAUUUUACCAUAAGGUUCAAUACCAUGAAAGGAAGGUUGGGAUUGAUUUUUGGGGGUUAUGGUACCAACAGUUAAGGAAUUAGGGUCCAAAAAGGGGCCAAAAAUAAGCAUAUUUGUAACUUCCAGACAAUAACUUGUGUGUAAGUGUAUGGAUCUCUCUGACAUUGUACCACAAGGUUCCAUAUCACAAAGGGAAGGCUGUAAUUGAUUUUGGGGGUAAUUGCCUCAAAAUUUUAGGAAUUAGGGGCCAAAAAAGGGGCAAAAAACAAGCAUUUUUCUAGUUUCAUGACAAUAACUUGUGUGUAAGUGUUUGGAUAUUUCUGAAAUUGUACUACAAGGUUCCAUAUCACAAAGGGAAAGCUGGAAUUGAGUUUGGGGGUAAUUGCCCGAAACGUUUAGGAAUUGGGGGCCAAAAAUAAGCAUUUUUCUAGUUUCCAGACAAUAACUUGUGUUCAAGUGUAUGGAUCUCUCUGAAAUUGUACUGCAAGGUACCAUACCACAAAGGGAAGGCUUGGAUUGAGUUUAGGGGUGAUGAAUCAUAAGGGGGUUCAAAAAAUUUGGGGGGGGAUUUUUUUUUUUUUUUUUUUUUUUUCUUUUUUUCCUUUUUUUUUCCUUUUAAAAUUUUCCAUUUUAAGUUGGUUAUUUCUGAUUUAUAUUUAAAAGCAAAUAAUAAUGAUAUGGUAGGAGAUACACACCAAACAGGAUGUGUAAAUUAUUAUAUAAUAAGUAUUGUGCAAUAGCAAGAAAUUUUCAAUUGCACAGUAUUGCACAAUAGCAAGAAAUCUUCAAUUGCACAGUAUUGCGCAAUAGCAAGAAAUCUUCAAUUGCACAGUAUUGCGCAAUAGCAAGAAAUAUCCAAUGGCACAUUAUUGCGCAAUAGCAAGAAAUUGUCAAUUGUGCAGUAUUGCGCAAUAGCAAGAAAUAUUCAAUUGCACAGUAUUGUGCAAAAGAAGAUACUUCGUAUAAAUUGCUUAUUUCUUGAUCAAUUUCAAUGGGGUUUUAUUCUUGAAUUCUUGGGGUUCUUUAAUAUGCUGAAUCUAACCGUGUAUUAAGUUUUUGUAUUUUGGGCCCCGUUUUUAAAUUGGUCCACAUUGAGGUCCAAAGGGUCCAAAAUUUAACUUUGUUUGAUUUCAUCAAAAAUUGAAUUGUUGGGGUUCUUUGAUAUGCCGAAUCUAACCGUGUAUUUAGAUUCUUAAUUUUUGGUUCCGUUUUCAAAUUGGUCUACAUUAAGGUCCAAAGGGUCCAAAAUUAAACUUAGUUUGAUUUUAACAAAAAUUGAAUUUUUAGGGUUCUUUGAUAUGCUGAAUCUAAACAUGUAUUUAGAUUUUUGAUUAUGGGCCCAGUUUUCAAGUUGGUCCAAAUCUGGGUCCAAAAUUAAACUUUGUUUGAUUUCAACAAAAAUUGAAUAUGUGGGGUUCUUUGAUAUGCUGAAUCUAACCAUGUAUUUAGAUUUUUGAUUUAUGGGCCCUGUUAUCAUUUUUUUCCACAUUGAGGUCAAAAGGGUCCAAAAUUAAACUUUGUUUGAUUUCAUCAAAAAUUGAAUUCUUGGGAUUCUUUGAUAUGCUGAAUCUAACCAUGUAUUUAGAUUUUGGAUAUUGGACCAUAAUAGGUGAAUGUCCAAUUUAAAAUUUUUAAGUUCUUAGACCACAUUCAUUCUGUGUCAGAAACCUAUGCUGUGUCAAAUAUUUAAUCACAAUCCAAAUUCAGAGCUGUAUCAAGCUUGAAUGUUGUGUCCAUACUUGCCCCAACUGUUCAGGGUUCGACCUCUGCGGUCGUAUCAAGCUGCGCCCUGCGGAGCAUUUUAUUUAUAUUUAUUAAGAUCAAUAUUUAUUUUGAUAGUUGUACUAAGUCGAGAAUUUUAACCAAGUUGAUGAUUUUUUUUUUUUUUUACAUAAUCUGGAAAAGUCCUGAGUUCUUUUCAGUGAAUAACUUAGUACCUUUUACAUUUUGCAGUUAUGCUAUGAUAUAUUUAUAUAUAUGUCACUGACACAAUUUAUGUUCAUUUAAGGCAUCUUGGUGUACUUAAAUAAAAAGACAAAUUUUAAUUAAAAACUUUGGCUGAAGAUACUUAUGCUUUAAACAAUUGGAUUUCUUACUUACAGAUAUUGCUGCUUAAGACUUUAGAAGUAAUUAUAAAAAAAAAACUGAAAUAGUUUAAUAUAAUGUAGUUGCAUAAGGCUAAUGCCUUGUAUAUUCCAUCAAAAUAUAAAUUCUGUAGUCUAGAAAAAAAAUCAAACUUUAUAAAAUGCCAUGUCCAAUGCAAAGUUACACAAUUUAAGUGAUAUUUGCAUAUUUGGAAAAACUAGUUAACCCUUUCAUAACUUCUUGUCAGACUAUAUUAGGUUUAGUAACAAGGACAUUUAUAAAUACUAAGAAACGAUUAAAGAAUUAUUAAUCAUGAAAAGAAAAGGUAUAUCAGAAAUCAUAUAAAUUACACCUAGAAUUUGUUAUAUAGAAUAAGUGGAAAGAAAGAUUUUUUAUAUUUUUAUGACUUAUCAAUAUACAUUUUUUAUUAUGGAGAUUUUAUCAAAUAUUACAGAUAAGUAGAUAGAUAAAGGAAUCUUUAAAAAAAAUUCAUUGUAGCAAAAUGGAAAGUGUUUAUAAAGCCUUUUUAAAUGAUUAUGACAAAAGUGCAUGAUCUUCAAAAUGUAUCAAGACCCAAUGAUAUACGAGACAGAUGUAAUGAUUGGAAAUGUUUCCAUUAUUAUUUUUCAAAAACCACUCAUCAUUCAACUCAAAGUAAAAUGUAUUGAUCUUAUGGUCAUAAACUCCUACCAACAAAAUGGCCAUUUAUGAAUAUUACAUAUAUACACAUUACGUGGUGUUAUUCAUCCAGGUAAACUAUACAAUGUUAGCCAAGGGUUCAGAAAAAACAUGUUUUUGCUAAUCAAGAUCUAGAAUAUGCCAAAAUGUUUGUUAUACAUGUAGACAUCAUCAUAUCAAUUAAUAACAGAACUAACAUUUUAUCUCACCUGGCCUAAUGGGCCACAUUAGCUAUUUUCAUCACUUUCCAUUUGUCAUCCGUAAUUUUCUUUAAAAAUCUUCUCCUGAAACCCCUCAAUAAAUUGGAACCAAAGUUCAUCUACUUCAGCUGUAGGAUGUCUACUUUGAAGUUUGUGAUUUUAUUCCAGGUUGAUAACCAACAUGGCCACUGUAGCUAAAAAUAGAAUGAAGGGGUCAAACUACAGUUUUUUGCUAAUAUCUAAAAACUAUAAUAGCAAAUAAAGAAAAACUGAUAGUAGUAUUAAAAUGGUCUGCACCAAAAUUCUAUCAAUUAUAACAAAUUGCAGUUUGAUCAGAAUUUUAAAUGAACUGCAAUAGGUGGAGAGCAACACUGAUUAUUAAGCCACAUUAAGAUAAAUUCUUGGACAAAAUAUACAAUUAGUUUAAACAAAUUUUAUUGUUCAAACUGACAAAUAGAUCAGACAGCUUAGUAAUGUCUUCUUCAAAUAUACAAUUUACUCAUACACUCUUACAUUACUUUUUUCCUAUCAUAUUUUGUUAUUGAAUUUUUUGUUUUGCCAGGAGAAUAAUUGCAGACAAAAAACCUGCAAAAAACACCUCUACACAAAUCACUGCUUUGUUUAUAACCUUCAAUGGUGGUAGCAGAAGUGCUUUGGUUUAGUGCUUUUCCUAAAAGGUCAAAAAUUGAAUAUUUCAAUAUAAGAUAGAAAUACAGCUUGAUCUGUACUAACAUUGUAAACAAAACAGAUUUAAUAAUGUCCCAAUGAAAUUUAUUACCGUAACAUAUGAAAUCCAGAAAUGUUUGUCUAUAUAAUAUAAUCUAUCUGUAUUUAUAUAUACUAUUAUUCUAUUUUGAAGAGAAAUAAGUUGACAUAUUGAAUAUUUUCAUAUUCUGUUUGUUUAUUAUAUUAAAAGUGAAGUCUUCGGUUGUUUAUACAUACAUACUUUAAUAAUGUACCUUUUUAAUCAUGAUUAUACAUAUUGAUGGAAAUAAUGUAGCAGGAAUCUUAAAGGAAGUGAAUGCCCUAACUAUUUUUAGUGAGUGAUAUCUGUUUUAAUAAUGUAUCUUAUAAUUGAAAAAUUUUAAUUACUGUGAGUUUACAAUACCAACAGGUUGAUAUGAAGCAAUAUUUAAAGGUUGAACAUUUAUAAUUAUUUCAUUCUGGUUACAAUGAAGAGAUUUCCAUAUCUCUUAAAAGUGGAGAUAAUCUAGUUUUUGUCAUAAUCUGAUUUCAUUCUCAUGCCUCAGCAAUUUUUGUUUUGAAGGUUGUAUACAUCUCUGUUCAUAUAAAUGUGCAAAUGAAGUUUAAAUGUAAGUGUGGAAUGAGCAUCAGCAUAUAAUGUUCUGUCUGUGAAAGUAAAUGUGUGAAAGUUUGUGAUGUUUUAGUAGCAUGCAUACAUAUGAGCAGCCUGGAUAUCCUUUUAAAUUAAUUGUAUAAACAAUAAAAAAAUUUAAAACAACAAGCAGUUUCUGUAAUGUUAAAUAAAACAAAGUAAACUUAA
Mytilus californianus (California mussel) is the source of this 12399-nucleotide messenger RNA. Its product is annotated as arf-GAP with GTPase, ANK repeat and PH domain-containing protein 1-like. The coding region runs from base 1046 to 3832 and encodes 928 amino acids. NCBI's taxonomy places the organism in Eukaryota, Metazoa, Mollusca, Bivalvia, Mytilida, Mytilidae. Gene Ontology annotation, cellular component: nucleus. The transcript has 24 exons. The record is from RefSeq and is a predicted model, not a curated record. Gene Ontology annotation, molecular function: GTPase activity; GTP binding; protein binding.